UGUAAAAUAAGAAGGUCGGCCUAGGAGGCCUUUGAGGACUCUUCCCGCUCGAGAUCUAGGAUGCUACGAAAGCCGCCCCAUCCUCGCUCACCCCCAUGUCAUUCACCCCGUUCACACUGAUGCACACACUCCCCGUGAGGUUUCCCAAAAGCUUUUUCAGCUUUGACAGCACUAAGAUUUUAGGGACACCCUGCACAUCGGGAGUCAGAGCCCUCCCGGGAUGAAACCCCGCAAGUCCCAACCCCGGCUCCCCGAAGGGGAGCCACAGUCCAGGGCAAAGUCGUGGAAUAAGAGGCGCGGAGGGAAGGAAGGGCCUCGGGCCUGCCGCUCGCUCCCUUCACCGUCCCCGGAGGAGGCGGGGAGGCGGGUCCUCCCUUAAGGGAGCCGCAGGCGCGCUAAGGCAGCGGCCUCGGAUCAGGUUCGGCGCCGGGGCCUCCCGCGCCUCCUACCUCUCCUCCCGCUGCGCCAGGCUCCCGAGCCUCCCCCUGAGCCCAAGCCGCGGGCGCCGUCAUGGCCCAUCGCCGGCGCCCGGAGGAGUCGCAGCCGCAGCCGCAGGAGCGGCUCUUCAGGCUGAUCCAGGAGGGCCUACUAAGGCCUUUGCAAGAGGAGCUCGGGAAAUUGGAGCACAGCCGCGGCCCGCAGGUGAAGACCGGCUGCCCGGCCAGGGCGGGUGACACUCUCCUACAUUCCGCAGCCCGCCUCGGGCAUCGGGAUAUCUUGGCCUACCUGGUUGAAGCUUGGGCGCUGGACAUCGAGGCCCCUAACCGGGACUACAAGCGUCCCCUGCAUGAGGCGGCGUCAAUGGGACACCGGGACUGCGUGCUGUAUCUGCUGGAGAGAGGGGCGGCUGUGGACUGCCUGAAGAAGGGGGACUGGACUCCUCUGAUGAUGGCUUGCACAAGGAAAAACUUGGAAGUGAUCCAGGAUCUUGUGGAACAUGGGGCUGAUCCAACCCUGAAGAACAAAGAUGGUUGGAACAGUUUUCAUAUUGCCAGCCGAGAAGGUGACCCUGUGAUCCUCCUGUACUUGCUUACUGUUUCCCCGGCUGUCUGGCAGACAGAAAGCAAAAUCAGAAGAACACCUCUACAUACUGCAGCAAUGCAUGGCUGCUUAGAGGCAGUGAAGGUACUUCUGGAGAGGGUGCCGUAUGAGCCAGACAGCAGAGACAAAUGUGGCGUUACCCCCUUUAUGGAUGCAAUACAGUGUGGAGCAGUGGAUAAAGCACAGGCUCUGGAUUCAGGAGCUUGUUUCAUAGCCAAGGAUAUCCUAGGUGCCCAAGCUUUACACAAAGCAGCAGUCACUGGUCAAGAAAAAGCUAUUCGAUUCCUAGUCUCUGAUCUUGGUGUUGGAGUUGAUGAGAGAGCAACAGUGACUCAAUACACAGCUCUCCACUAUGCUGCUAAGCCCUGCAUCUGGCUUGUGCAGGUCAGCACUUGGCCUGCAUUGAGUUUCUCCUUGAAUGUGGACUAA
Dromiciops gliroides (monito del monte) is the source of this 1470-nucleotide messenger RNA. It is a transcript of the gene ANKRD16, whose product is annotated as ankyrin repeat domain 16. NCBI's taxonomy places the organism in Eukaryota, Metazoa, Chordata, Mammalia, Microbiotheria, Microbiotheriidae. The transcript is spliced from 8 exons. Bases 511 to 1470 code for a protein of 319 amino acids. The record is from RefSeq and is a predicted model, not a curated record. Gene Ontology annotation, molecular function: protein binding.